Messenger RNA from Microdochium trichocladiopsis, 3248 nucleotides. Its product is annotated as ribonucleotide reductase. The record is from RefSeq and is a predicted model, not a curated record. Gene Ontology annotation, cellular component: ribonucleoside-diphosphate reductase complex. Gene Ontology annotation, molecular function: ATP binding; ribonucleoside-diphosphate reductase activity, thioredoxin disulfide as acceptor. Lineage: Eukaryota; Fungi; Ascomycota; Sordariomycetes; Xylariales; Microdochiaceae. The transcript has 6 exons. Bases 208 to 2871 code for a protein of 887 amino acids. Gene Ontology annotation, biological process: deoxyribonucleotide biosynthetic process; DNA replication.
CACAUCCCACCACCACCACAACAACAAGCCACCACGACAGCAUCUUCUUGUCUGCUCCAGAAGACAGCACAGUCCGGGUGCACCUGAGCCAUUCUCCUCACCAGGCUCUUGAACGGGAAAGCGUCUUCGUGCCGCCUUCUUGUACGCUCGUCUAGAGCUCCUUGAACUCACCCACGACGGGCAUCUACACACACAUCCUCCUCCACCAUGUUUGUGAGAAAGAGAGAUGGACGCCAGGAGCGUGUCCAGUUCGACAAGAUCACAGCCCGUGUCUCACGGUUGUGUUACGGACUUGACGCCGAGCACGUUGACCCUGUUGCCAUAACCCAGAAGGUCAUCUCAGGUGUCUACCCAGGCGUAACAACAGUCCAGCUGGACGAUCUCGCUGCCGAGACUGCUGCGUACAUGACCGUCACACAUCCCGACUAUGCCAUUCUGGCUGCCCGCAUUGCAGUUUCCAACCUUCACAAGCAGACCAAGAAGCAAUGGUCGUCGGUUGUCAGCGACCUCUUCCACUACGUCAACCCAAAGAACAAGACGGCCUCCCCCAUGAUCUCCCAGGAGACGUAUGACUGCGUCAUGCGGCACAAGGACGAGCUCGACUCGGCCAUCGUGUACGACCGUGACUUCAACUACCAAUACUUUGGUUUCAAGACUCUCGAGCGGUCAUACCUGCUCAAGCUCAACGGCAAGAUCGUCGAGCGUCCCCAGCACAUGAUCAUGCGUGUGGCUGUCGGCAUUCACGGCGAUGAUAUUGAGAGCGCCCAGCUUUCAUCUUGCUUCCUCGUCGACAUGAAGGACGACAGCAUUGAGGGUAUCUACGACACUCUCAAGACCUGUGCCAUGAUCUCCAAGAUGGCUGGUGGUAUCGGCCUCAACAUCCACCGCAUCCGCGCUACUGGCUCCUACAUCGCCGGCACCAACGGCACCUCGAACGGUAUCGUUCCCAUGCUGCGCGUGUUCAACAACACUGCCAGAUACGUCGACCAGGGUGGCAACAAGAGACCUGGUGCCUUUGCCAUCUACCUCGAGCCCUGGCACGCGGAUGUCUUUGAGUUCCUUGACCUCCGCAAGAACCACGGCAAGGAGGAGAUCCGCGCCCGCGACCUCUUCCUUGCUUUGUGGAUUCCCGACUUGUUCAUGAAGCGUGUCGAGAAGAACGGCGAGUGGACGCUCAUGUGCCCCAACGAGUGCCCCGGGCUCGCCGAUGUCUACGGCGACGAGUUCGAGGCUCUGUACGAGAAGUACGAGGCCGAGGGUCGUGGCCGCCUGAAGAUCAAGGCUCAAAAGCUGUGGUAUGCUAUUCUCGAGGCUCAGACCGAGACGGGCAACCCUUUCAUGCUUUACAAGGAUGCUGCCAACCGCAAGAGCAACCAGAAGAACCUGGGUACCAUCCGCAGCUCCAACCUCUGCACAGAGAUCAUCGAGUACUCUGCCCCUGACGAGGUCGCCGUCUGCAACCUGGCCUCUCUUGCUCUGCCGCAGUUUGUCGACUACAACGCGGCCACCUAUGACUUCCAGAAGCUCCACGAUGUCACUCGCGUCAUUGUGCGCAACCUGAACAAGAUCAUUGACAUCAACUACUAUCCUGUCCAGGAGGCUCGCAACAGCAACAUGCGCCACCGUCCCAUUGGCCUUGGUGUGCAGGGUCUUGCCGAUGCCUUCCUUGCUCUGCGCAUGCCAUUUGAAUCGCCCGAGGCAAGACAGCUCAACAAGCAGAUCUUUGAGACCAUCUACCACGCUGCUCUCACUGCCUCCAUGGAGUGCGCUAAGAAGGAUGGUCCUUACUCCACCUAUGAAGGCUCUCCUGUCUCGCAGGGCAUUCUCCAGUACGACAUGUGGAAUGUCACUCCCACUGACCUUUGGGACUGGGCUAGCCUCAAGGAGCAGAUCAAGGAACAUGGUGUGCGCAACAGUCUGCUCGUUGCUCCCAUGCCCACUGCCAGUACCUCCCAGAUCCUCGGCAACAACGAGUGCUUUGAGCCGUACACCUCAAACAUCUACUCGCGUCGCGUGCUUGCCGGCGAGUUCCAGGUCGUCAACCCUUGGCUGCUCAAGGAUCUUGUCGACAUGGGCCUUUGGUCUGACAGCAUGAAGAACCGUAUCAUCUCCGAGGGCGGCUCUAUCCAGAACAUCCCCAACAUCCCUGCCGAGGUCAAGGCUCUGUACAAGACCGUGUGGGAGAUCUCUCAGCGCACCGUCGUCCAGAUGGCCGCUGACCGUGGUGCCUUUAUCGAUCAGUCCCAGUCUCUCAACAUCCACAUGAGGGAGCCUACCAUGGGCAAGAUCACCAGCAUGCACUUCACCGGCUGGAAGCUUGGUCUUAAGACCGGCAUGUACUACCUACGUACUCAGGCUGCUGCUCAGCCUAUCCAGUUCACCGUCGACCAGGAGGCCCUCAAGGUUGCUGACACUUCCUCGAACAAGCUCGGCCAGCUUAAGAAGCGCACUGCUCCUGCCGGCAACUACUCUUCUGCAGCGGCUGCGGCUAUCUCCAGACCCGCCUAUGCCAAGCGUGAGGACUCGACUGGCCUGACCACCACGAGCGCCGCUGAAACCAAUGGCAUCCCCACUCCUAGCAUCACUCCUCCUCCUAUCAAGGCCCCUCGGCCCAUGGCUUCUCCCCACAAGGCGCCUGCUUUCAAGGCCGAUGCUGAGGAAGGUGACAGCCCCAAGGCCCUCGCCACCGAGCCCAAGGGCGAGAUUAAGGCUGAAGAGCUUCCUGAGCCUGCUGUCGAUGCCGCCAAGACCCCUGCUCAGGACGAGGACAAGGCCGACUCCAGCAAGGAGCGGGAGUUCGAUAUCUACGCCGAUGCAGUGCUAGCUUGCAGCAUUGAAAACCCCGAGUCGUGCCUGAUGUGCAGUGGUUAAGCUGCAUAUCACUACACGGCGCAAGCGCGAAUGAAUGAGAUGGCAUGAUUAUUUUUGAUGAGGCAUAAUAUGGACAAGCAUGAGAGAUGUAUUUUGAUACCAAUGGCCACGCCUAUGACCAGCCCAAGAGGUCUAUUAGGAGGCGUGGCGAGAGACACGAGUGCGCAUCACUGCAUAUGAUGACGGCAAAGCUACCGACCGGACAGGGGUGGUUUUUAUUGCUUGGACAAGGCUUGGGUUCUGCUUGUAUUUCGACGGUGUUUUUUUCGCUUAGCAUUUUAGGGUCUUGCUUGUAGUUGUUUAAACGCUCACACAUGGAGAUAGUUUCAUGGAUCUUUCAUCACGAUAGAUAUGUCAACUUCUGCAAGAUAUUGUGA